CGCAUUGAAGGCUGCGUCAGACCCAAACGCAGACGGCCCCUCCAUUGCUUUUUCUGUUUACAGCUCACAGCUCUCCCCGCCGUUGACUCCCUCGUCUGUCUAUACAGCACAUAGCAGACCGUCUCCUGCAGCUCCGCCACUAUUACUCUUCUUUGCAGUCGCCGCCGCCGCCGCCGCUGCCAAAGUGCCCACGACUUCUAUCUGCUUCGGCUGCCCCGCGAGACCGGACCCUACUCGACGACGACGUUUGACGGCCGCAUUCCGAGACAUUGACAAGACAGACUUGACUGCAAGAAGACAUGGGAUCGCAGCCAGACCAGCCCGAGGGCUCCAAGGCUGACGUAGCCAACCUCGGAUACACGCCCAUGGCCAAGGUGUCGGAGCCUUGGACCGUCGAAAAGGUCCUCGAGACGCUGCCCGGAGACGCACCCGUGCAGGACUCCAGCUCGCCGCUGGCCUUUUUCCACAUGCUCGAGAGGCUCAAGACGACGAAGCGUGAGGGCUGGCGGCGGUUCGGCAUCGAGAGGGGCGAGUCCAUCGCCGACCACAUGUACCGCAUGUCCCUCAUCUCCAUGUUCGCGCCCCCGUCCCUCGCGCCGCGCCUCGACCUGCCCAAGUGCAUGAAGAUGUGCCUCAUCCACGACAUGGCGGAGCUGCUGGUCGGCGACAUCACGCCCGUCGACGGCGUGGCCAAGCCGGAGAAGAACCGACGCGAGGCGGCGACCAUGGACUACCUGACCAAGACGCUGCUGGGCGGCGUGGCGGGCGGCACGACGGGCGACGAGAUGCGCGCCAUCUGGCAGGAGUACGAGGACUCGCAGACGCUCGACAGCCACUUCGUGCACGACGUGGACAAGAUGGAGCUGCUGCUGCAGAUGAUGGAGUACGAGAAGCGCGCCAAGGGCCAGCUGGACCUGGGCGAGUUCGCCUACGUGGCCCGGAAGAUGACACUGCCCGAGACGCGCGCCUGGGCUGACGAGCUGCUGGCGGAGCGGGAGCGCUUCUGGGCGGGUGCGGCGCACGUCCACGGCGAGCAGGGCGUCGACGGCGGUGUGACGAACGAGCGGAGUGUGCAACAGGACGCUUACUAUAGUAGGGAGGCCUAGGCCAAGAGUUCGACGUUUUUGAUACGCAGAGGCUUUUACGAGUGACGGGCGGCCGGCCGGGCGGCCGGAUGAGAACGGAAGAAUUGGUCCGGACAAGAAGAUGGCGUUGCGCAAGCAUACGGAAAUCAUGACACGGGUGCACCGGGCACCUAGGGGGGAACCCCACGCGAAUAGACGUGUUGUCACGAACAUAAUAUGAUGACAUGGUGGCAUCGCAUGGAUCUCUGGGUGCACAGUUGUCCUGACGUGGGAUGGUGCUGCCGUGGAUUUAAGCUGUGGCCUUAACCGCUGACGACGUCGACUGCAGAAAGGAGUGGCCCAUGCCGCGUUUCCACUGGCACCUGGACGGUGAAGGUGCAGAGACAGGGCAGUGCCCGCGCGCAACGGUCUUUUGAGUCGGUCAGUGGCACGACGAGGACAGUGACGAACCCCGUGUCGCGCGCGAAGAAGGCCUUGCUCGUGGCCGUGACAUGACGAUUACCAAGGGAGGCUUGCAUUACGUGACGAUCAAUCAAUACUCUUAUACACGUCUACAUGUACUUUGCAUAUUAUAUUUAUAUAUUUACCUAUAUAUUCGGUGUUCCCGGG
Purpureocillium takamizusanense is the source of this 1694-nucleotide messenger RNA. RefSeq lists its product as uncharacterized. The record is from RefSeq and is a predicted model, not a curated record. Lineage: Eukaryota; Fungi; Ascomycota; Sordariomycetes; Hypocreales; Ophiocordycipitaceae. The transcript is spliced from 3 exons. Gene Ontology annotation, molecular function: 5'-deoxynucleotidase activity. Gene Ontology annotation, cellular component: cytoplasm. Bases 300 to 1106 code for a protein of 268 amino acids.